AUGAGAUGUGAAUGGGAAGGAUGCCAGGAGGAUAUUGAGGACAACGUAAGAGACCAUCUGCUCUCACACAUAGAAAAGAACGAGGAGGCAAAGUGCUUGUGGAAGGGCUGCCAGAGAUAUGGAGAGGCGCAGGUCAGCAAGCAUGCUCUUCUUGCACAUGCACGAAGGCAUACUGGCGAAAGGCCGUUUGAGUGCCAUCUGUGCGGAAAGGACUACACGCGCAGUGAUCCCCUUAAAAAGCACCUUCUUCGGCACGAGGUUGCUGAUAGCAAAAAUGAGAAUCUGAUGCUGAGAAUUGAAUAUUUAGGAGUACUUCUCACAGAAUAUCGUAGAGAAAGCCUGAGGAUUAUGAAUGAUAUCGAAUCUGUACGAUACAACAUUCAGGCAAUGAACAGAAAGAUAGCAUGCGAAAUCAAAAAAAAUAAAUCUCCCUUAUAA
Messenger RNA from Encephalitozoon hellem ATCC 50504, 438 nucleotides. RefSeq lists its product as uncharacterized. The record is from RefSeq and is a predicted model, not a curated record. Gene Ontology annotation, biological process: regulation of transcription by RNA polymerase II. Bases 1 to 438 code for a protein of 145 amino acids. NCBI's taxonomy places the organism in Eukaryota, Fungi, Microsporidia, Unikaryonidae. The transcript has a single exon. Gene Ontology annotation, molecular function: RNA polymerase II cis-regulatory region sequence-specific DNA binding; DNA-binding transcription factor activity, RNA polymerase II-specific. Gene Ontology annotation, cellular component: nucleus.